AUGCUCACCGCCUCGAGCUGUCGGAUGUCGGCAGCGAGCAUGCUUGAAGUGACCAUGGUGGUGGAGAGCAGGGGCGGUCCGGCGGCGGGAUUGGAAUUGGACCGGUUUCUGGAGCGGUUGGGCGUUGAGGUGGUGCCGGUUACCCUCGAGCAACUUGCGUCGGCGCGGUACGCGUGGCGACGCUUCGGCAGGGGGAAUCACCCCGCCGCUCUCAACUUCGGAGACUGUUUCGCCUACGCCCUCGCCCAGGUCUCGCGGGAACCGCUCCUCUUCAAGGGCGACGACUUCGCCCGCACCGACAUCGCCGCUGCCUGA
Molecule: messenger RNA, 315 nt
Organism: Geodia barretti
Lineage: Eukaryota; Metazoa; Porifera; Demospongiae; Tetractinellida; Geodiidae
Source: the annotation of a GenBank genome assembly